UGCGCCGUUAGUGAUAGAUGCGAGGUGGGAAAAUUCAUUCUCUCGUGCCUGUGCGAACCUGCAACAUAAACAUGAUUUUCAGAAAUAUUUUGUAAGUUUACGGCGCUUGAAAACCGGACACACACUCUUCAGGUCUUCAGUCGUUACCCUUACUCGCCUGUGCAGCAUGAAGAUUGCAGUGGAGGGCUGUUGCCAUGGAGAACUGGACAGGAUCUACGAGACCAUCGGCUACUUGGAGAAGAAGGAAGGGGUGAAAGUGGACCUGCUGCUUUGCUGUGGCGACUUCCAGGCAGUGCGAAAUGAGGGAGACAUGAAGUGCAUGGCAGUGCCAGCCAAGUACAGAACGAUGCAGACCUUCUACAAAUAUUAUUCUGGAGAGAAGAAGGCUCCAGUCCUCACCAUCUUCAUUGGAGGGAACCACGAGGCUUCCAACCACAUGCAGGAGCUUCCUUAUGGGGGCUGGGUGGCACCCAACAUUUAUUAUCUGGGUUAUGCUGGUGUUAUUCGCUACAAAGGGAUCAGAAUUGGUGGCUUAUCUGGAAUCUUCAAAUCACGUGACUACAGAAAGGGUCACCAUGAGUUCCCUCCAUACAACCCUGAUACUCUUCGAAGCGUAUAUCACAUCCGAAAUAUCGAGGUUUUCAAAUUAAAACAGAUCCAGAUGCCCAUGGACAUUUUCAUGAGCCACGACUGGCCUCGUGGAAUCUACUACUAUGGGAGCACAGGGGAAUUGCUGCGAAAGAAGAAGUUUCUGCGUCAGGAAGUGGAGUCAAACACUCUGGGAAGUCCUGCCGCUGAAGAGCUCCUGGCUCAUCUUCAGCCCAGCUACUGGUUCUCUGCACAUCUUCAUGUGAAAUUUGCUGCUGUUAUGCAGCAUCCGCCUAAAGGUAAUGCUGCCCCACGUGUAACCAAAUUCCUGUCUCUGGAUAAAUGUUUGCCCUAUAGGGAAUUCUUACAGAUUGUGGAUGUUGCAGAGAGGCCGGGUUCAUCUGAGGGCCUUGAGUUUGAUCCGGAGUGGCUUGCUAUUCUGAAAGCCACAAACGGCCUACAGAGGACCACCCCUCACCCCUGGAACCCUCCAGAGAAUAAUGGCCUCCAUGAACGGUGGGACUUCAGAGCUUCAGAAGCAGCCAUGAUGCAGGUGGUGGAGGAUCUCAGCGGUGAACUUGCCAUCCCGGACAACUUCAGCCGGACUGUGACACCCUACGACCCCAGCAAGCCCCAGCCCCACGCCAACCCCAGCUGUAGCACCAACCCUCAGACGACCGAGCUCUGCGCCACGUUAGGUCUCACAGACAUCUACGCCCAGGUGGGGCAGAGGGGUGAUGCGCUGAGGACAGUGCAGGGCAGUACUGGAGGGGAGGAGGAUGAUGAUGAGGAUGGGAAUAGUGUGGGAAGCGUGGAUGAGCCCAGCGAGUAUCCGACUGACACGUCAGGAUUGUCGAGUUCGUUUAAUCCUGAUGAGAUCACCAUAGAGGAUGAGUGGGAGGAAGAUGGAGAGGAGGGAAAGGAGUCAGAAGUGAAGGGAGAGAAGCUCUCUGAUGCCCCCGUAGGUGAAAUCCACACCCCCAGUCGUAUGGUUCUUCCAGAGCCCAAAUCUGGUGUCUCGCCCACUCGCCUGUCCCACCUAAUGAACCUGCCGCCUCCCUCCCACUCCACCCCAGCAGCAGCAGAUCGCUCCCACCCGGGAGCAGAAAGGGAGGGACUCUGUGAGGGCGGGGACGAGGACGCCUCAGCUGCACGCAUCUUAAAACGCACCAGCGAUGAGACUAGUGAUCCGGGCAGCAGAGGCCCGACUCCCAGAAUCAAACGCAGGAACCAGGUCAUCUACACAGCGGUGGAGGAUGAGGAGUGUGAGGAUUAGGGGUCAGGGUGAGAUGAGGCAAAAGGUGAGGAUCAUUCCAUACCAUUAGUUUAUAUUAAUUUGUAAAAAAUUUGCCAUUAAUUUAUGCAUUUACUACCUGCUUUUUAUACAGCCUCCAACAUGAGUUAUACAAGGCAGAGUUAAUGAAAACCCUAACAGCAGGCUGAACAAGACAAAGGAGCAUUAGUUUCUACAGAAAGAUAAUUACAGCCAUGAAAACUUUUUCUUUGUUAAAAUGUGAUCGCCUUUUUUAUAUAUUUUAAUCAAACCAAGAAAAUUUUAGAGAACAGAUUUUUUGAGUUCUGUGUUUAAUUUUUUUGUACAUGUAACUUCAAGACAAUAGCAAAUGAUUAAAGAGGCUGGAAAAUCAAAAAUAA
This is a messenger RNA of Seriola aureovittata, 2241 nucleotides long. It is a transcript of the gene dbr1, whose product is annotated as debranching RNA lariats 1. The coding region runs from base 167 to 1864 and encodes 565 amino acids. The record is from RefSeq and is a predicted model, not a curated record. Gene Ontology annotation, molecular function: RNA lariat debranching enzyme activity. Gene Ontology annotation, biological process: mRNA splicing, via spliceosome. Lineage: Eukaryota; Metazoa; Chordata; Actinopteri; Carangiformes; Carangidae. The transcript has 9 exons. Gene Ontology annotation, cellular component: nucleus.